Molecule: messenger RNA, 965 nt
Organism: Arachis ipaensis
Lineage: Eukaryota; Viridiplantae; Streptophyta; Magnoliopsida; Fabales; Fabaceae
Source: RefSeq, a predicted model, not a curated record
AUUGAGAGGAACAUUCCUCCAUUCUCUCCUCGCUCUCACGCACACGCAACAGCAACAGCAGAUAGAGCAGAGAGCCGUCCCUCCCUCCCCCCCUCCAAUCCCAGAACCAAAAGAAAAAUAAAAUAAAAAAGAUGAGCAAUUACCAGAGACUUCCCCAAGAAUCAUACCCUCCCCCUGGGUACGGAACUCCUUAUCCUGCGCCACAAGGGUACUCGCCGCCCGGAUACCCUACAGCACCCCCGCAGCCGCCGCAGCAACCGUCGUACCACGCCUACCCUCCGCCUCCACCCCCACCCCCUGCUGGUUACGCGGCGUAUCCUCCACAACCGCCCCCACAAUACCAAGGGUACCAAGGGUAUUUCAAUGACGGUUAUCCUCCUCAGCCCCAAUAUCAAUGCGAGCAUCAUCAUCAUCAUCACCACAAUGAUACCGGUUUUCUUCAAGGCUGCUUGGCAGCACUUUGCUGCUGUUGUUUGGUGGAGGAGAUUUUUUGAUGAUCACUACAGUUGAAUCUUCAAUUUGGUACUGUUGAGAGAUGAUCGUCUGAGUUAUUGAUGUGUGGGAUCUGGUGUGUGUUUGUCAUUCUUCUAGUUCAGUCUUUACAAGUGUGUUCCAGGUUGUCAAUAGACUCCAGGGGUUGGUAUAGCGGUCUCAAAGUAUAGUCCUCCUUGUUCUCUUGAUGGCUAUGCCAAAAGGAGAACAGAGAGCGCAUCGGGCUUGGCGAGUGGUUACUGAAAAUGUGGGGUGGCUGGUAUAUGGUUUCUUGGUUUGGUGUAAGGCUCUGCAACUAUAAGUUUUUCAUUUUUGGAUUAUCUCCCCAGUUAUGGGUUUGUUACAUAAUACAUAUAAUUGCUCUGGAAUCUUGAUGGAUGUCGGGUGGGUCUGGUAUGUCUUUUGUUAUGUGAAUGAGGUAGUAGUGGGGGUUUGUAUUUUAAUAUGUGAUUAUGAUUAUGUAACUAUGGCAA